Priapulus caudatus is the source of this 1745-nucleotide messenger RNA. Its product is annotated as pyrroline-5-carboxylate reductase 2-like. Bases 131 to 985 code for a protein of 284 amino acids. Gene Ontology annotation, molecular function: pyrroline-5-carboxylate reductase activity. Gene Ontology annotation, biological process: L-proline biosynthetic process. The record is from RefSeq and is a predicted model, not a curated record. The transcript has 6 exons. NCBI's taxonomy places the organism in Eukaryota, Metazoa, Priapulida, Priapulimorpha, Priapulimorphida, Priapulidae.
UGUUGUGUGCAGAGCAUUUAUCUUGUGUAUUUUGUAGACGUGGUGUUGGGACACAAAUUCCACAGUGUCUCUUCCUGUCAUACGUAACACAGUGUAUGGUGUACGAAAUAUAGCUAUCGACUUGAGAAUCAUGACAAGCGAAAACGAUUCCAAAUCUUCUGAUGGUGUUUUUCCUGACACUGACAGUGGUGUCAUUGGUUUCAUAGGCGCUGGCAAAAUGGCUACUGCGUUAGCUCUAGGCUUCAUUUCAUCAGGAUUGGUACCGGCGAAUAGGAUCAUUAUGAGCAGCCCACAGUCAGAAUCACAAGAGCUAAAGGAUGCUGGAAUAAAUUUCAAUAGAGAUAACGUACACGUUGUAAAAACAAGUAGUAUUAUAAUAAUCGCAGUAAAACCUCAUAUUGUUCCAUGUGUGGUACAAGAAAUAGCUCCUUACAUGAAGCGAGACUGUCAUUUAGUAAUGUCAGUUGCAGCUGGCAUCAAGCUGGAAUAUUAUGAAAAGGCACUGAAAGUAGGUGUAGUGAGAGUCACGCCUAACACACCAGCACUAGUGGGAGAGGGUGUAUCGGCGUUUACGCUCGGUACGCACUGCAAGAAGAGCGUGAGUGGUGUGGUGAAACAGAUGCUCAGCUGUGUUGGCUUAUGUGAGGAGGUACCAGAGAAGCUGCAAGACACUGUCACUGGCAUUUCGGGCAGUGGGCCAGCCUAUAUAUGUAUAGUGAUCGAGAGCCUUGCGGAUGGAGCAGUGAAGAUGGGAAUGCCCCGAGAAAUGGCAUUGAAGUUUGCUGCCCAAACGGUAAAGGGAGCUGCAAAAUUGCUGCUCGAGACUGGGAAACAUCCUGGCGAACUAAAGGACGAGGUGUGCUCGCCAGGAGGCACCACCAUCGCGGCCAUACACCAGCUGGAGCGGGCAGGACUACGAGCUGCACUUAUGGAUGCCGUCGAGACAUCAACACUAAAAUCGCGAGAGAUAGGCGGGCACUAUUAGGAGCGGUAAUGUUGCUAAGGUGAUUGUAGGUGUGGUUCUAAUAUAGUUAAUUAUGAUCUGUGGAGAAAAAUAGUGAAUAUGGUGUCGGCACACGAUGUAGCAAUAAACUUGCACUUGUGGUAGUCUUUAUCGUGUCACUUACGCAUCUCAAAGCGCCAGCGUUGAGAAUUGGUGCUCCAUCACUUUUGUUGUGUAAUGUUGUUGAACACAAUGAUGGAUAAAGUGCCAUCCAAAUGCAAGCUGACACCGUUUAUUUUGUGGUUAUGGUUGUAUCAAGAUAAUUUGAGGCGAAUCUCUCUUCCCCCACCCCAUAUUCAAGCAAAAUACUCAUUUAGCCUGUUAGUCAGUAAUAUCUAAUAAAUGUUCUAGUGGCAAUUCUUGUGCAAUACGUACAGACAAGUUAAACAAAAAUUCCCAACCAGAAUAAAGUUCCUUUUAUUACGCCUUUAAUUUGGUUUGCCAUAAGGUGCUAGAUCUGUUUUGUAAGACUAAGCAAGGGAAUCAUAACCAGUUAAAAAAAAUUCCAUGGUUAAUUUCAUGGUUAUGCAAGAAUAUGCACCUUUGAAAUUUUACUUGCCGUUUUGUUGCAUUUACCCUAGAUAUGUACUGUUUAAAAAAUAAAGCCAAUGAGCAGAAAACGAAAUAGGAAGGUCCUGUAAAGACAGACAUUUAUUUUUCUCUUGAAAAAUAUAAAUAAAGCUGUGAUGAAAUUAUUAAAAUUGCGAUAGCCUCCUAUGAAUUGUAAGUGACUUAUCUAUCG